AGUCGAGCGUGGAUUUGUGCGGCUCGCGUUUCAUUUCGGAAGAGGACAAGCAGAGACCCCCUGCUAAAGAUGGCUGUGCUGUACAAGGACCUGGCCAAGACGGCGGAGAAUGUCCUGCGCGAUGACUACGACUUUUCACGGAAGCUCAAGAUCAAAAGCAAGGCGUCGAACGGUGUGUCGUUCACAACAGAGGGCGCCCUGAACGGCAACAAGUCGAUCCUUGCCAAGGUCUCCGGCGGCUUCACGCACGGUGCCAGCGGCGUUGUCUUCAAGAAGCUGCAGAUUACCACUCAGGGCCGCGUGGUUACGGAGGCUGAGCUGCCUAACGUGCUGACUGAGGGUCUUAAGCUCACUUUCAAGCUCGAGGAUGGCUCUGUCGCGAAGAACACGAACGCGAAGCAGGUGGGCGUGCUCGGUGCCGAGUACAAACAGAAGAACCUGGCCGUAAACUCGGAGGCCGAUUUCGUGUCCAACACGGUCUCGGCUGCGGCCGUGCUCUCGCAGGGCGGCUUUGCCGUUGGUGGCCAGACUGCGUUCAACGUGGACAAGUCGAUCAUCGUGCAGCACAACUUUGGCGCUAGCUUCACGGGCGCUGACUUCGUCACGUCACUCGUGACCAAGAAGAACUUCGCCGCCCUUCAGGCCUCGUUCCACCACCAUCUGUCGCACAACACGGUGUACGCCGCCGUGCUGGACUACGACCUCAAGUCGGCCUCCAACACGCUCGUUGUGGGUGGCCGAUACAAGGCCGACGCCGACACCACGUACUGCGGUAAGAUCGAUUCGGAGGGUUUCCUUUCGCUUGCCUCCAUCCAGAAGGUGCGUCCGUACGUCACUCUGACCACCAGCGUGCACGUGGACGCCAAGAACUUCGAGGGUGACUCGCACAAGUUCGGUCUGGGCUUGACGCUAGGCUAAGCCUGCAGCUUGGCCCGCCGGCGGAUUCUGCCGUUGUCUAGAAGAGAUCAGUUUAUAGGCAUCUCAAGCAGAGAGAAUCGCGAGAAGAGGCGGGAGAAGAGAGGUAUAAGCAAAAAGAGAGCACGUUUCUUGUGGAGUACUC
This is a messenger RNA of Phytophthora infestans T30-4, 1060 nucleotides long. RefSeq names its product voltage-dependent anion-selective channel protein, putative. The coding region runs from base 70 to 918 and encodes 282 amino acids. NCBI's taxonomy places the organism in Eukaryota, Oomycota, Peronosporomycetes, Peronosporales, Peronosporaceae. Gene Ontology annotation, biological process: monoatomic anion transmembrane transport. The transcript has a single exon. The record is from RefSeq and is a predicted model, not a curated record. Gene Ontology annotation, molecular function: voltage-gated monoatomic anion channel activity. Gene Ontology annotation, cellular component: mitochondrial outer membrane.